Messenger RNA from Drosophila erecta, 970 nucleotides. RefSeq lists its product as uncharacterized. The transcript has a single exon. The record is from RefSeq and is a predicted model, not a curated record. Lineage: Eukaryota; Metazoa; Arthropoda; Insecta; Diptera; Drosophilidae. Bases 119 to 886 code for a protein of 255 amino acids.
UCGAUAUAGAAGCCUCAUGUCAAUACUCUCCGGGAUCGAGAACUCUGUAUAAAAGUAUCGCCCACAAUCGUACCUGGAUCAGUUGGGGCUAAAUUCGGGCCGAGAUCGAAAGUCCAGCAUGCAGUGUAUUCUACCCGUUCUCCUUUGCCUUUGGGUCCUUAAUCCCGUCGAGAUCACAGCGCGUCAGGUCAGGAUCAAUCGGUAUGCGGUCAGUGUGCAGGAGGAUCAGCCGGCAGAUGCUAGGGAUGCCCCCUAUCCGGCGGCGGGCUAUAGACCACAAGGUCGCUCCUUCUGGCUGCCAGGCGAAGUGGAAGUAGAGGUCCAAGAAGGGCCGGGUGUAGUGGAAGUUGCGGUUCAGGAAGGCUCUGGCUUGGGGACGGAUCAGCUGACAACCACAACCGAGCUGCCACUCGAGGAUUUGUUAAGCAGCACUACAGAUUCAACCGAAGACUGGAGCACGACCACCAACUGGGACUCCGUAGACACUACCACAGCUCCUCCAUCUGUGGAAUCCCGUUCCAGUCGGGCUUUUAUAAAGGCGCCUUACCCACCAGCUGGCUACCGACCAAGUCGCGCCUUCCGCCUGCCCACCGAGCAGGAUACGGAGGAGGAGCAGCAGACCUUAUCCAGCAACUCCACCGACAGCAACGCCGAUCACCCAAUCUGCGGUGUCAGCACUGACCCCCUGAAACCCACUCCGGAGCCAGGAUCCAAGGAUGAGCCCGACUCGGAGAGUGUGCUCUUUACUGCCGAUGUGGGACCUGCUGUGGUGGUGGCUAGAGUUCCUUCCUCCAUUCCGGUGGCUAUUCCCCUGCGAUCGCGGCUUCCGAUCCAGGCUGCCAGAUCGCGGAGAUUUGUCUACACCACGCAGGAGCAGCGGUGGUGAUCGAACGCGGGGAAGUCAUAAUCAUUGUUAACAGUUCAGUAUUUUAAGUUACUUUUGUGAAUGAAGAAUAAAUGUUCUCUAUUG